Messenger RNA from Musca domestica (house fly), 2548 nucleotides. It is a transcript of the gene glo, whose product is annotated as general transcriptional corepressor trfA. Gene Ontology annotation, molecular function: RNA binding. The transcript is spliced from 3 exons. The record is from RefSeq and is a predicted model, not a curated record. NCBI's taxonomy places the organism in Eukaryota, Metazoa, Arthropoda, Insecta, Diptera, Muscidae. The coding region runs from base 115 to 2202 and encodes 695 amino acids.
CGACGCCAUUCGAGUUCAGUGUAGAGAAAAAUUUUGCUGCUUUCAUAAGUGUGAAUUGUGCCGGUCGUAUUUCUUGCUGCUUAAUAGAAUUUUAAUUUGGAAAAAAACUACAAAAUGAGUCGCGUUUUAAUUGGAAACUUGCCACCAGGUACAACUAUCAGAAAUAUUGAUGAUUUUUGCAGUCCCUUUGGCCGUCUUCUAUACGUCGAUGUGAAGAACCAAGGCAACUUCACCAUGGCGUGUGUAGAGUACGAGAAUACAAGAAAUGCACUAAAUCUUAUACGGGCAAGAAACGGUUAUAACUAUAAUGGUUAUACAGUACAACUGAAACCAAUGUCGGACGAUUAUUCGGGUCCCUUUGAGGUUAGGAACAACAGUUCAAGGCAAACAAACCUACCACCAUCAGCACCAUCAUGGUCCAACAAUGUGUCAUCAUCCAACUUUGACAAUAACCGCGGAAAUAAUUACAACAGCAAUAGUAAUAUUAGUAGCGGUGGUUCAGGCGGUCCUUUGGACAAUUUAGAUUUCACCCAAGCUUGUCGCAUUGUUUAUCAACGCUUCAUCAGCGAGGGUUUCAAUCCGCAAGUAGCCAGAGAAAAGGCUCUUGAUUUCGUUACCAAUAUGCAAAGUCGAAAUAAUCAAGGCUUCAACAGUAACUGCGAUUAUUUCAACCAAAAUCAAGUUGGUGGUCCAUCAUCCAGCAAUAACUUGAAUAAUUUUGGUGGUCCAAAUAAUUUCAAUGACAAUUUCAAUGGUAAUGGAAAUCAGAAUUGGAAUGGUGGCAAUCAAAAUUGGGGUAACAAUCAAAAUUGGAACUCCAAUCAAGAUUCAUACCAAAACUCCAAUUGGGGUAACUUCAAUAGUAAUAAUGGCCCCUCGUCUUGGAACAACAACGGUGUAAACAAUGGUGGUGGUGGUGGAGGCAUGCCCUUCCCAAUGCAGGGCAACAACUUCAAUAAUGGUGGAUGGAACAAUGGAGGAAAUAAUUUUAUUCCCAACCCGGGAAUGCCCGGCGGCAAUAUGGGUCCACAAACAAAACCAGUGCGCAAUGUUGUCGAUCGUGAUACCUACAUGAAAUCCGUCAUUAUUCGCAAGAAAAUUGAGGCGAAAAUAACCCGUGGCAUCAGUACACCACGUGAUUUGAAAAAUCUGCAAUUCCACACUCAAAUCAUACAGGACUAUGAAAGCAAUUUACGCUUCCAAAGAAAGUUGGGCAAAAAAUGGGCCAUCGAAGAGUUGCAGAAGAUGCAACGUUAUAAAUCCGCCUCGGGCUUGGUACAGAAAUUAAGUCUUAUCCCUCAGGCAAAGUUGACGGUGAGUGAGAAGAAUUCUCUUGCCAAAAAUAAGGCCAUUAUUGAUGAAUAUGAAAAGACCCUCAAGGAGGGAGCAGCUAGGGCCUCGGCCGGUCCUGUUAAAAAAGUCACAGGUGCUGCCUUGGCCGCUUUUGAGCGUAAAAAGACACAACUCAUAAAGGAAGCAAAAAAGAACUAUCCAUUUGAUUUUAGACUAUCCGGAGCGGCCAAGAGAAAGAUGCGUUCCUUGUUGGAUGCCGGUAUUGAAAUGUCGGAAGCCAAACUCCUGGCUCUACACUCUAGCUUGGUGGUCAAGGAAUUGAUCGAUUUGAAAACUGCCAUCAAAAAGAUUACAGGUGGUGUCGACAAAUCUAAGCAGCUUGUUCCCUAUACAGGAAAACCAGGUGUUGGUGGUAAGCCCAAGCCUGGUGCAGCUGGAAAAGCCACAACUAACAAGCCAGGAGCGGCUAAAAAAGCAGCAGCGACUACAAAGCCCGCAGCUGCAGCAACCAAACUAGAUCCUGCACUCGCCAAAAUGACCAAGAAAGAAAGGGAUGGCAUGCGAUCCGCAAAUAGACUCAUUUUCAGAUACGAAUCCAAUAACACCGAUGUUGAAUCUCUGACCGACAGGGAUAUUGUUUUGCUGCGCAUGUCAUUGAAGCGUUUGCAAACCUUCAACGAAAAAUAUGGAACAGCAUUGCGUAAGACUAAAUUUGAUGUUCUUCUGUCAGAGAAAUAUGACAAAGUAGGAAUUAAGAAGGAUGGUGAAGCGGCAGAAGAAAAUAAAGAUGAAAAUGCCAAAGAAGGCGAUGACGAUAAUGCCGAAGGUGGCGAGGAGGCUGGUGAUGACCAGUGUGAAGGUGAAGACGGCGAUGCGGAUGCCGGAGAUCAAACUAUGGAAGAGCAGUAAAUUCAUCUCUCGUUUAAGUAGCUAAUUUUAAGCAAUAGUUUUUAAAGACAUAAUUUAAAGAAGAAAAAAAAUGUAAGCGUAUCAGCAGCAUCUACAACAUUGAAGGAAACUCCUGAAAAAAGUAAGCCAAGUAAAUUUCGUAAAUCAUUUUAGAGAUGUAUUGCAAUUUUUUUAAGAUUGAAAUGACGUACGACGAUUUAAAAAUAUUUAUUAUUAUAGACACUUGGCAUUCCCUUGGGAUACAACACAUAUGCAUCUCAUCUUGUAAUAGGUACAUAUUGUAUGUACGACGCAUCUAAUCUAAUAAAUCAAUAUGUAUUAGUAUAUUGGUAAAUACAACAACUUA